AGAGGCUGCAAACAUCCACUCACCGCCCGCUCAGUCCUACCUUGACGUGCGCAAACGUUUUGCGCCUCAUUCCGCAUCCUGACCGCCGCAGAGCUCAGACUGACCGCAGCACAGCGCGCAGAGCAGUGAUCAGAGCCCCAGUUUGGUGAAGAAGAUGCUUCCUGUGCUGAUCUGUGCGCUGAUCUCUCUGAGUGUGGCCGACAACGACUUAGACACUCUGUACCCCGAACUGGAGCACUCCAGAACCAUCUAUGUCACAGAAAACGGCCCGCGACUCUCCGUGUCGGCAGAACAGUCGAAGGUGUUGUCGCGGCGAGGAGGAAACGCCACGUUACCAUGCAAGAUCCGGAUGGACCAAUCACUGACGCCCAGUCGGAAGAUGAGGAUCAAAUGGACCAAGCUGACGUCAGACUACCUUAAAGAGGUGGAUGUUUUUGUGGCCAUGGAUUAUCACAAAAGGAGCUAUGGCAGUUUCCACGGGCGUGUCCACCUGCAGGGCUCCUCCCCCAUGGACGCCUCUCUGGUCAUCACGGAGCUGACCCUAGAGGAUUAUGGGAGAUAUAAAUGUGAAGUUAUUGACGGUCUGGAAGACGGAACGGUGGUGGUGUCCCUCGACCUGGAAGGUGUCGUCUUCCCGUACUUCCCCCGCCUCGGCCGCUACAAUCUCAACUUCUAUGACGCGGAGCGGGCGUGCCGGGAGCAGGACGCCAUUGUGGCGUCCUUCGACCAGCUGUACGAGGCGUGGCGAGGGAGCCUGGACUGGUGCAACGCCGGCUGGCUGAGCGACGGCACGGUGCAGUAUCCCAUCACCACCCCCAGAGAGCCCUGCGGCGGCAAGAACACGGUGCCGGGCAUCCGCAACUACGGCCUGAGAGACAAAGACAAGAACCACUACGACGUGUUCUGCUUCACCGCCCACUACAAAGGUCGGUUCUACUACCUGAUCCACCCCUCCAAGUUGACCUACGACGAGGCGGUCCAUGCGUGUCAAAAAGACGGCGCUCAGAUUGCCAAGGUGGGCCAGAUGUACGCCGCCUGGAAGCUGCUGGGCUACGACCGCUGCGACUCCGGCUGGUUGGCCGACGGCAGCGUCCGUUACCCGAUCUCCCGCCCCCGCCGGCGCUGCAGCCCCACGGAGGCUGCCGUCCGCUUCAGCGGCUUCCCCGACAAAAAGCACAAGCUGUACGGAGUGUACUGCUUCAAGGGCCACAACUGAGACACACACACACACACACACACACACACACACACACACACACAUCAGCAUGCACACACACAUUCACACACUGGUGGGAAAAGAGACACAUUCAAACUGUGAUGCUUUAUUUCAUGGAAACCUUAAGACAUUACUGUCAGUCGAUACUCUCUGAGGGAUAGUUUACACAUAUUUAAGGUUCUUAUUAUUUAAUCAAUGCCUUUGAAACGGGGGUGGGCGGGUUGUUGGAGGAUAUCACAGCCAUACUGUCAUCCAACGGACAUAUCAUAGAAAAGGGGAACGACUCGUCUGAACAGUCCCACAGCUCGGGGUUUGGACGGAUACUUUGGGCACUUAUCUUGUUUGUUCACCACCUGGAACAACAACAAACGCCACGAAACACAAGCGGAAAGAGAAAAAUGAAAUCCUGUGUGGUCAGGUAGGAAUACAAGCCUCGCACAAGUCCACCGAUCUUUGCUGUCCGUACUCAACAAGGUGCUACGAGCGGUACUUUGUACGUCAUCUUACCGUCCAGUAUUUUAUGUUUUUAUACGAAUGUGUUGGACCAAACAUCGUCACCAAAAUGAAUAACAGAAAAAAAUCCAACAUUGUUUAUGUUUUCUAAGUAUGUAGAAUGUUAUUAUCUAGAAAUGUACUUCUGUUUAUGACUAUUUUUUGAUAUACUGUAGAAAUAUUUACAUUAUUAUUCUUUGUCUUAUUGGCCAAACUAUCCGAGUCUCUUUGGUUUACAUUAACAUAACAACAGUGGAAUAAAAACAACAACAAAACAAACAACAAUCCACAAUUUAAAGAGAAAAAAAAAGAUGAUUUUUUUGCACUGAACAUGUAGAAGACGCCUAAAUGAGGAGACGAUAGUGGUGCAGCAGUAUAAAAUGCCUGGCAUGAGUAGAAACCGUGCUGCAGAGUCACUCUGUGUGGCUCUUAUCUCUCUGUUUGGCUUCAUCUUUAGACUUCAGAGCAUGACUUCGCUUCUACAAGCACAAAGCAGCUGUCAGUGUCAGCCUACACUCUAUCUUAUCUAUCUAGCGCCUUGAUAAACUGCUAUUUUUGAUACAAAUACUGUAGUUUCUUAUAGUGAACGAGCAGAGCCGGCCAGCACCAUGUGUGACCUCAGACUGUCGUUGUAUAACUCCACUAAUCUGUCUCGUAUUAUUAUCCCAAGCAAAUGUUAUUUUUAGCCUGUUAUCCAGCAGUGGGUUGAAAAUUUAGGGUAUUUUUGUGAUUCCACGUGUGCCACAAACUGUAUAAACAAAGUGGACAUAGCCAAUAUGAUUUUGUGGAGUGUUUUGAAGCCUCAUAUUUGGCAUUUUAGGCGGUGAGGUCUUGGUUUUUUGGAGCCGAAAGUGACCAAAUUUGGCGUGAAGGGUUAGCUUGGGAGGAGUAGCUAAGUUAAACACUAAGUUACAACUCUUUUUAUGAUAAUUUGGGUGUUAAUUUUUUGACGAUACCUUAGAGUGUCUUCUAGUACAACCAAUGCUAAGUAAGACACUUUUAGGUGACAAAAAUGUUCACAUCUGAAAAACUGAAAAAAUAAACCACUCUCAAGCAAGUUCACAGCGAUCUAAAUAUACACAGUGCAAAAUAUAUGCAGAUCAGAUUUUUGUGGUAGUGAUUUCUCAAUCACGAGGUAGCCACGCCCUAAAUUUUCCCGUUUUAUCAUCUAUUUGACUCUAACUGGGACCAUAAUUUAUGAAACAAACAUCAUGCUGUGUUGAAGAAGACUUGAAACUAUCAACUGAGACCAUAAACUCAUCAUGACAAUUUUUACUGAGGUCACAAAUUCAGUCAAAAGUAGAGUCGUUUUCUCAUAGAUUUUUUGCUACAAUCUGACUUCUUUUUCUUUUGCUGCCAGUGGAGUCGCCCCCUGCUGGACAUUAGAACUAAUGCAGCUUUAAGGGAACAUUUCAUUGGCUUUGUUUUUAAACCUGGAGGCUACUGCCACUUCAUUUAUACCAUCUGUGGCGGGCAGUUAGGGUCAGAAACUACUGUGGUCAGAAAUCAAAUCAGAACAGAUAUUUCUAAUAGAUUUCAUUCCAAUCUGACUUAUUUUUGCAGCCAGUGGAGUCGCCCCCUUCUGGACAUUAGAAAGAAUGCAGGAACUUCCACUUUGUCUUCACAUUUUUUGCCUCUGAGAUUUCAACUUGCUGCGACCUUAGCGGCAUGUUCAGACAGUAAAUUAAAUUAGUUUUCAUCUUGCAUAAUUGGAACAAGUUUAACCACCAGACCAUUUGUGUUUAUUUACCCGAAAACAACCAAAUGUACCAACUUUACGUUUAUUCCCCAGAAACUCUGGUUCUUUCUGCAGUUCUUUGUACAUUCAUGAAUUUAAAAAGUGUUGCAAAACUUUUUAGUUUGCAUGAAUUUACACCACCUCUAAGUUCAACAGACUUAAGUAAAAAAGCAUGACCAAAAUGAGACAAAAGGCACAGUAAUACAUCCACAAAAUUAACGUUGGCGGGCAUUUUCCUCCCAUUUAUCUUCAUUCUAAGCAAGCGAAAGCCAAACUAAAACAUUAUACAGAUAUAUGGUGAUGGUCCCAUCCAACUAAAAAUAAUGAAAUGACAAUGUGAUUAAAACUUGUCCAAAGACUGAACUAAACCAGGUGCUAAAGUCAAGAUGCAACCCAUUUCUGGAUGACACAAAAACCCAACAAUAGGUUUUCCCCCGUGAGUUUUUUGUAGGAAACACUUUGUAACUGAGCCCCGGAGUAACGUUGGGCUGUCUGAGGUCACAGCUGGGACCGAGCCCGGCCCUGAUGAGCACGGUGCUCCUGGCAGUGACUGGCUCUCUGAUUGCUAUCGGAGCUCUGCAGAGACUCUGAACCGGGCGACCCAGCGGGCCCGCAGCCAGCCUGCUGAACCUGACAGAAAUACAAUACAUCCAAAACACCGAUAAUCCCCGCAUGGAGCCACUGAGGGCUUCUUCCAUGUAAGGGUAUCACAGAGUAAACGGAGCACAUUGAUCAAGUAUAAGCUCACUGUACGUGGUCCCAGCUGGCCCCUGAACCUGGUUGAGGUCAUGCACAGGGGCCUGCUGCAGAGCUCGCUUAACUUGGCUCCACGUUUGACAAGCCACUGAACAAUCAGCGACACUUAUCUCUGCAGAACUGCUGUACAUUAAAAUAGCUCUCUGUAAUGAUUGGACACGGUGGAGACAUAAAAAAAAAGGUGAUUUUACAGAAGGACAGCUGUGAAGUUAAAUGCUCACUGAAAAGUCUUCUGCAGGAUUGCAAAACUAAAAAGAUUUAUUCCUUUUAACUUGUGUUGUUUUAACAGUUUGCAAAAGAAAAAAUGUUAUGUGUCAGUUUGACAUUUUGGGAGCGCAAAGUCACGGAAAGAAGCUCGUAACUCCUCGAAAAACCUCCUCUACGUUCCGAGGGUUCUAUGUUCUCCUGAUAUAAACCAACAUUUCAACAGAUUGAUAAGGGCUAUCUUCGCAGUUUAAAUUACAACAGAACCAAGGGAGAUAGACGUUUCUGAUGCAGUUAGAAAGGUAAAAAAUCUGUGCAGCCACUCAGGAGAUAUCACGAGUCUAGGCUGUGAGCUGUUGGGUGUACUGACCCAGAAAAACAAACAGUGCUGAGAACAUAAAACCCCCUGAAAUGUGUCAUUUUCAGUGGAUAUUGAGCUGAGAAACACACAACCCUGAACUCGUUCAAAACCAAAACUUUGUUUCCGGAUUAAUGAAACAAUACCUGUGAGACUUUGCAGUUUGAGGCCAUAUUCGUAUCUUUCUGACCCUGUUUACACUUUUUGUUGUUUUGUAAUGUGUCUUUUUGUUAAAACUUUGGGCUAGCUGUUUCCCUUCUGCUUCCAGUCUUUAUGCUAAGCUAAGCUAACAACACCUGCUGGCUCAAGCUUCAUGUAAUAUUUAGGGUAAAGCAAUGUGUCUUCUUAAAACAGUUUGUAGGAUAUUUUAUGAAGUUUGACUGUUCGAUGUGAAACGUGGUUAACUGCAUCAUGCAUUAUCUUUGGGUUAAAAAUAAUUACGUCAGUAGGUCACAAUGUAGGUUGAACGUUUCAUAUGAUUUCCUAUGAAAAGUAAUGAACCGGAAUUUGUUGGUAUCCCAUGAAAUUCUGUGGGAGGUGGAUAGGUUUAACCUCAUUUUGUCGUUUUUGUGUUACAUUGUUGGAAAUUAUGUCAGGAAAUAGAGUUUUUAUAAGCUUAAACUUAAACACACAAAACAAAACACAAAAAAGUGUUUGUCACAUAUCAGCAACGUGUUGAAAACAGCGCUCCUUACAUGUAGUUUUCAUGCCUAACCUAAAAGAAGUGGUUUUGGUAGCUAAACAAAACCAUUUCAAACAUUAAAAAGGUGCUUAAAACAGCGCUCAUCACGUCACAUUUCACAGGAUGUCAUAUGACUUGUGGUGCAAAGUUUUUAUAGAAAAUCAUACAAACCCUUUCAUGACAAAACUUUAAACUAAGUGACAUAGUUAUGUAUGUUAGAAGUAAAAUACGACAGAACUACAUACAGAAAUUAACUAACAAGUUUGGUUUCAUACUCGAACAAACGUUUCUGCUGGUGCGGACUUUACCGCUCUUUAUACUACUUUAACAAACCCUAAUAUGGGUCGCAAUCAGCUGUGCCUCCUGGCUCACGAUGUUGUGGGUUAUCAACAGAUUAUGGUGCAUAACUUUUCAUGGGUAUAACUACGAAGAGUGGAUGAGAACAGGCUGAGUGUGUUCCCCAAAAUGUCAAACUGUUCCUUCAAAGAGUUCUGUUGCCUUUUAUUUUGUGUAAAAUCUGACCAACUUUGCUCGCCUUGUUAAUAACUGCAGCAUAGGAGGAAACCUUUAGGGACCCAAAGACAAUAAAACAGUACAUAAACCACGA
Messenger RNA from Centropristis striata (black sea bass), 6053 nucleotides. It is a transcript of the gene hapln1b, whose product is annotated as hyaluronan and proteoglycan link protein 1b. The transcript is spliced from 6 exons. NCBI's taxonomy places the organism in Eukaryota, Metazoa, Chordata, Actinopteri, Perciformes, Serranidae. Gene Ontology annotation, molecular function: hyaluronic acid binding. The coding region runs from base 155 to 1216 and encodes 353 amino acids. The record is from RefSeq and is a predicted model, not a curated record. Gene Ontology annotation, biological process: cell adhesion.